GCAGAGUAAAGGGUGACAGGGUCAGCUAUGCCGUUAAAACCGAGCAUGUCUUCUGCAACUUCAGGAUCGCAUACACAAGACGGCUACUUCCAUGCUGAUAGUCACAUGCUAUUUUGUACAGUUUUGUGAGAACAGAGAGUUUAACAAACAUAUGAAUGACAGAGAGGCCACCGGAAGUGCAAUUCAUUUCUCUUUUUCGGUUAUAAUAGCUUAUUAUGAUUCAAUGCUGGCGAAGCUACGGCGAUUCAUCGCCUGAUGAACAUUGUUUGCAGGCUGAGCUGCUGGUUUUAGGCUCUAUAUAUUUGGAACAUGAUGUGCUCCAAUAUUAAGUAAGGGGUGCUUCCUUCUGUUUAGAUAAUUAGAUAUGUGGUCCUUUUGUUCCUUCUGCUUUGUCUUCUUUUUAUCGUAUUAUCUUUUUACCUCAGAAAUUAGAUACUCAAAGGCAUAUGAAAAGAAAGAUAAGUUUGUAGAAAUUGGGGAAUUACAAAAAUUAGAUGAAUGGAUUGGAAAGUUUAGUACAGAGCUACUUGGUGCUUAUGAAUUUCAUAUCAAAAUUAACCAUGUCAAUUUUUUUGCCCAUAAAUUAUUAGAUAAAUGGCUCCAUCAUGACCAUGAUUUGGAUUCUGUCAUUCUGGUGAAAGCGGACCCAUUGAACUUGAUUUUUAAAAAGUUGGAUACAUGUUUUUUUGUUUGAUUUUAUAGAUAUGAUAUAAAUGAGGACUGUUUGCAACACCUUAUUGUUUAUGCUCGAUAGAUAUCAUCAGUGAUUUAGUAUAAGUCUAUGGUUAUAACAAUACACAUCAAAUGGAGGAGAAACUGUGAAGCUUAAAGAAACAGGACCUAAUCACUAAUCAGUAAAACUGAUACUUUACAAAUGAAUCCUUCCAGGUUCAUAGCAAACACAAAAAACACUCAAUUAAUAUCUUACACUUAUAGCUAUGCAGUAAAUUGUGAGGCAUGACACUUCCAAUAAACAAUAUCACAAAUCAAGUGUUGUUGUAUUAUGAUAUAUAAGCGCUAACGCCACAGGCUAUAUAUGAGCUAAAGUACAAUCGUAUCUUACUUUAGUAGGUCCGAAUAUUAUAUUUUGUUAAAAUGUUAUACUCACAUAUUAUGUUAAUAUGUUAUACAACUAUUUUUGUCUCUGCUCCUCCAUUCUGUGUUUGCCCACUAAAUUUAUACAAUGAAAUCCUUUGUUAUUCUUGUCCACUUAUCAUGUCAUGUUUUUUUCUUUAUAUAACGAAAGUUAAACUUACAUUGAUAUUUCAUCCUUUUUAUAUUUCCAUUUAAUGGCAGCCUUAUAACAGAUUCAAUAAUUGAAAGGGUCAUAUCCAGUAGGAAAAUGAGAACGAGCCAUUUUCCAAUCCUAUAAAGUGGUUCCCUCAUAAUAUUAUUGAUUUGGGUUGGAUCCAACAGGAAAAUGAGCACUAUAUGACCUGAUUCUAGAAGGUGAGAAACCUCUUCUCUAGGACCUGAUUCAUUUUUUUAACCACUUCAGGCUGAAAAGGAUUCAAUUGAAUAGGUAGGUGAAGAAAGUGAUAAAAGUGUAAGAAAAACAUGAGGUGUGGGGAUUUUUUCUUUAGGUCUUGGGCUACAAGUUUCUUGAGCAAUUUUUCUUGAGGUAAAGUGAGCAAGAGAAGAGGGUGAAAAGAAAAGAAAGGAGAGGAAUCUUGCUACAACGCUGAAAUCUUUUUGUUCAAAAUAACCGCUUUCCAUCUUAGUAUACCUCGGAUUUGUUCCUAAGCGCAUGUUCUUUUCCCAUUCAAGUAGUUCAAUUUUCAUCCUCAUGCACACAUAUGUGGUAAUCAAUAGAGAAAUUCUGAAUCUAAGUCUAAUAGUUGAUCAGUAACUUUAAUAUUGACUAUGUCUUAUGUACUCUGUUAAGUUCACUUCAUUUGACUUCUCA
Molecule: messenger RNA, 1906 nt
Organism: Cuscuta europaea
Lineage: Eukaryota; Viridiplantae; Streptophyta; Magnoliopsida; Solanales; Convolvulaceae
Source: the annotation of a GenBank genome assembly